Molecule: messenger RNA, 3175 nt
Organism: Synchiropus splendidus (mandarinfish)
Lineage: Eukaryota; Metazoa; Chordata; Actinopteri; Syngnathiformes; Callionymidae
Exons: 1
Coding region: 240-3146 (968 amino acids)
Source: RefSeq, a predicted model, not a curated record
CAGUUACCCGAGUAUGGAGAAACUGAAGACUGCGAUCCUUAAGUACCUAUUGUUCAAAGUCUAACAUGAAAAUCAAAGCUCAAAUGUCAAACUCUGCUUUAUUUCAUUGCAUCAUCAUUAUCCUGGAACAUUUAUAAGGAGCAGCACCUCCGACACCUAAGGAGGCUAGUUUCUAUGGAGUACAUCUGAUCAUCAGGGAUAUCCUUAUAAAUGUACCUCCUGUAAUUGCAUUGAUUCUAAUGAAGAGCAUAGGUGGCCCAUCAAAUGUUCGCUUGAGACGUUCACACAGCGCGCCACCAUGUGCCAUCACCACUUCGCAGCAUGCUGUCAUGGUUCCAAGCUGUGGACCACAGAGGCUUGCAGCUGCAUCCUUAAAUCCGAUGACUGUAUCGAUGCAAGCCUUGCCAGCUCCCAGAGAUCCCACACAUGCUAUUUUGCUUUUGUUCAAUGAGAUACAGAGGCAAAACAGACAGAUGAAUUCGCUCUGUAAAGAUGCCGCUAGCAUUAAUGAACUAUUGGCGAAGAGUAUGAAAUCAGAGGAUUCAGACAGCAAUUUGCAGCCAGCCUUGAGUGAGUGUGGAUUGCUCUGCCACAAAGUACAGAAUCUUCAUGACCUGCUGUAUAGAGAUGAGCGUGCUCUGUCUCCAUCUCCAGUCCCCAAGGCUGAAGCUCCAUCGCCAAUCUUUCAGCAGUGGGAUGCUGUUGGUCAUGCUGGGGAUUAUUACUUGAUCAAAACUUUGAUGAGUGAACAGGAGAAAAUGGAAGACGACAUGGCCGUAUUACAGAAAGACGUGAGCAUGAAAGAAGAGCAUUUUCAGAAGGAGGUCGAAAAGCUGAAGAAGUCUCAGACGCAGAAUCUAGACAACUUAAUGACCAACCUUCAGAAUGAGAAGGACAAGAACUUACUUAUCAAUGAAGAACUUGAGAAGAUGAAGGCCUUACACCAGGAGCUCAUGCUCAAGUAUCUGAAAGUUGAACAAUUGGCUACAAACCUUCAGAGGACACUGGACAUGGAGAGACUGUCUCAUUCUGAUCGAGAACAGCAGGAUAUGAAGUUACAGCAGUCCUUGAGGGCGGAUAAAGAAGCUCUGCGUCAACAGUUGUUAGAGGAAAUGGCCAAAAUGGAGAGGGAGGCCACCACAAAGCACGAGUCCCUCUGUAGAGAGACUGAAAGACUGUCAGAGGUUCAGACACUUCACAAGGAACAUAUUGAAAAUGAGCUACAGGGAGAAAAAGAUAAAAACUCACUUCUCAGCCAAGAACUGGAGAACUUAACUUUCACUAAUCAGGAGCUCCUUCUGAAAUAUGAGACUGCCGAACAGCAAGUGGAAAGUCUUCAAAGGUUGCUUAGCGCUGAAUCCAAAGCCCUGACUGACAAAGUACAAGAGGACAUCAAAAUCUUUCAGUCCUUGAGGGCCGAAAAGGAGGCUCUUCGUGUAAAGAUGGCUGAAGACUACGCUUCUUUGCAAAAACAGGCAGCCAUUGAACUGGAGUCUGUCUGCAGAAAGUUAGAAGAACAAAAAGAAAUCAACUGCCUCAACCAAGAGAAUUUCAGGACUGAGCUGCAGGCUGAAAGGGAUAGGAAUGUUCUUCUUAACCAAAAACUCAACACUCUCUCACACUCACAUCAGGAGCUAAACCGAAGGUGUGAGAUGGUUGAACAGCAAGCAACUCUUCUGCAGGAAAAACUUGACAUGGAAAUGAAGUCUCAUGCAGAAAAGCUGAAGGCCAGCCAACAGUUAUUCCAGUCAUGGAGGACAGAGAAGGAAGCGCUGCGGCAAAAGAUGGCCAAGGAGAUGGGCGACCUGCAGAGUGAUGCUAUUGCAAAGCAGGAGUCUCUUUUGAAAGAAGUGGAAGAGCUUAAGGAGACACUUGUUUUCAACGAGAAGAAUUUUAAGAGUGAACUUCACAAUGAAAGAGUGAAUAACUCCCUCCUCAGCCAGAAAUUUGAGCAGAUCUCGAAUUCUUAUCAGGAGCUCAGCUUAAAGUGUCAGAAUUUUGAGCAGCAGGUGGUACACCUACAGAAGCUCCUGGAGAUGGAAGUUAAGUCUCAUGCAAACAGAGUAAAGGAGGACAGGCAGCUGUUGCAGUCUCUGAGGGCAGAGAAGGAGACUCUCCGACAGCAGAUGUCAGACGAAAUGGCAGCCAUGCAAAAAGAUUCUGAAAUGAAGCAGGAGUCUCUUCGAAGAGAAGUUGAUGAACUUACCAAAGCUCAGAUCUUCUGCCAAGAAAACCUCAUAAUUGGAACUCAAGCUGAGACAGAAGAGAACUCACCUAUUGGCGACAAAGCAGAACAAAUCUCAGGAUCUCAUCGAAAUUAUUACAGACCUGAUUCAGUUGAACAAAUUACAACAGGUUACCAGGACGAUGAAUCUGAGAAGAAUAUAUUGUUGGAGACCAUCCAGCUGGAGAAGGAAAUGUUGUGUCAAAAGAUGCAAGAGGAGAUGGCUGCACUGCAAAGAGAGUCAGACGUGAAGGAGAAAUCUCUACGUCGAGAAGUUGAGGAGCUGCGAAAGGCCCAUGUCUUCAUACAAGAACGGUUUAUGGUGGAGCUCCAAGCUGAAAAAAAUAAAUCGCUUCUCAUUUGGGAACCAGGCAUCAGGGUCUCACAACAAGAGCUCAGUCUCAGGUGUGUUAAUGUCAUCCAACAGGCUGCGCACCUUCAGCCCAAAGUGAGCGAUGAAGGGAAGUGUCUCGCAGAAGAAACUGAAAACCACGCCCUGUUGUUCCAGUCCUUGAAGGCAGAAACAGAUGCUCUCCAUGAAAUUAUUACUAAAGAAAUUGUUUGCCUACAGAGAGAUGCUGCCAUAAAACAAGAUUCUCUUCUCAAAGAGUUAGAGAAGCUGAAAGAGGCUCAAAUCAUCAGCCAAAAGACUGCAGAGCAGCAAAAGCUACUACUGCAGCAGAAGGACUUCCAGUAUCAACUCAUGGAGGAAAAGAUGGCUGUCAUGCAGAGGGAUGCGAUCAUCAAGCAAGAAACUCUUUGCAAAAAGGUGGAGGAGCUUAAAACACAGCUUGACACCCUCUCUGACGUGGAGAGUGAGCAGGACCUCUCAACUCAGAAUUCGUGUAUGACCGGUAUGCGGCAUGCCUUCGGUCUAAAGAAGUCAAAGAGACUAAAGAACAGGCAGAAACAGUUCGACUAACAAAUCCUGCCCCAUGCAUCCACUGGAUG